Messenger RNA from Arabidopsis lyrata subsp. lyrata, 1161 nucleotides. RefSeq names its product homeobox-leucine zipper protein ATHB-17. Gene Ontology annotation, biological process: regulation of DNA-templated transcription. The record is from RefSeq and is a predicted model, not a curated record. NCBI's taxonomy places the organism in Eukaryota, Viridiplantae, Streptophyta, Magnoliopsida, Brassicales, Brassicaceae. Gene Ontology annotation, molecular function: DNA-binding transcription factor activity, RNA polymerase II-specific; sequence-specific DNA binding.
AAAUUUUAGAUUUUUGAUUUAAAAACAAUUUUUCAUACUAUCUAAAAAAAACUUGUUAAAAUAAUUUUAUAGGUUGAUGAUACCAAACGCAUCUUAAUAUUUUCUCCUUAAUUACUUUGUUUUUAUGAUAAAAUUAAACUACUAUUUACGUACAUAUGACGACAAUGAUAUACGUACGUAUAUACAUAUAGCACUAUAUGCUCGAUCUAUGGAUUACGCAUGCGUGUGUAUGUAUAAAUGUAAAGGCAUCGUCACGCUUCAAGUUUGUCUCUUUUAUACUAUUAAACUGAGAGUUUUCCUCUCAAACUUUACCCUUUUCUUCUUCGAUCCUCUUAAGAACCAAAAUUAAUUGAUCAAUAUAAUGGCGAUUUUACCCGAAAACUCUUCAAACUUGGAUCUUACUAUCUCCGUUCCAGGCUUCUCUUCCUCCCCUCCCUCCGAUGAAGGAAGUGGCGGAGGAAGAGACCAGCUAAAGCUAGACAUGAAUCGAUUGCCGUCGUCUGAAGACGGAGACGAUGAAGAAUUCAGUCACGAUGGCUCUGCUCCUCCGCGAAAGAAACUUCGUCUAACCAGAGAACAGUCACGUCUUCUUGAAGAUAGUUUCAGACAGAAUCAUACCCUUAAUCCCAAACAAAAGGAAGCACUUGCCAAGCAUUUGAUGCUACGGCCAAGACAAAUUGAAGUUUGGUUUCAAAACCGUAGAGCAAGGAGCAAAUUGAAGCAAACCGAGAUGGAAUGCGAGUACCUCAAAAGGUGGUUUGGUUCAUUAACGGAGCAAAACCACAGGCUCCAUAGAGAAGUAGAAGAGCUUAGAGCCAUGAAGGUUGGCCCAACAACAGUGAACUCUGCCUCGAGCCUCACUAUGUGUCCCCGCUGCGAGCGAGUUACCACUGCAGCGAGCCCUUCGAGGGCGGUGGUGCCGGUUCCGGCCAAGAAAACGUUUCCGCCGCAAGAGCGUGAUCAUUGAUUUAUGUAUCUUAGACACUGGACUGGAGUAUGGUUUAGAAGUCAACGAAAGUCAACCCUUGGGCUCAGAAAAAAUUGACGAUCACAUGAUUUCGUGUAAAUAUUUUAGUACUAAGAGACUGAGACUCUGUUCCUUCAACAACUUUUUGUAAAUACUAUUAUUAAUUUUUAUAACCAGAAAUCCAAUAUCCUUAA